Budorcas taxicolor (takin) is the source of this 1761-nucleotide messenger RNA. It is a transcript of the gene SPATA18, whose product is annotated as spermatogenesis associated 18. Gene Ontology annotation, cellular component: mitochondrial outer membrane. Gene Ontology annotation, biological process: mitophagy by internal vacuole formation; mitochondrial protein catabolic process. The coding region runs from base 1 to 1761 and encodes 586 amino acids. The transcript has 13 exons. NCBI's taxonomy places the organism in Eukaryota, Metazoa, Chordata, Mammalia, Artiodactyla, Bovidae. The record is from RefSeq and is a predicted model, not a curated record.
AUGGCAGAUAACCUGAGGAGACUGGUCUCCAACGAAGCUUUACGAUCGUUGCAGGACAAGCUAGAGUCCUGGCUGAGGGAGUACAACGCCAACUCAUGUGAUCAAAAUCUAAAUCACUGCCUCGAACUCAUUGAACAAGUUGCCAAAGUGCAGGGACAACUCUUUGGGAUCCUCACUGUAGCAGCCCAAGAAGGAGGACAUUAUGAUGGUGUGGAAACAAUCAAAUCACGCCUUUUGCCUUGGCUGGAGGCCUCCUUUACAGCUGCUUCCCUGGGGAAACCUGUGGACAGCAAGGUCCCUUCUCUACAGGACACAUUCGAUAAGGACAGACAUAAGCAGUCUGGUACUCGGGACAUACAACAAUUAGAUGCUGAUUUGAGUGCAACUCGUAAUCAACUCAACCAGGUUCAAGACGAUAUGGCUGAGACUGAAAAGACUCUUGAAGAACCCAAGAACAGAUCUGCCAUAUCCCUUUUGGCUGCAGAGGAGGAAAUAAAUCAGCUAAAAAAGCAGCUUAAAUCUCUUCAAGCCCAGGAAGAAUCUCGCCACAGAAACUCAGAUCGUAGGAGAUCAGAGAAGCGGGGCUCCGAGCGUAGGAGAGUGGAGCUGCGGGGCUCAGAGCAGCGGGUCUCUGACCUGGACAGGCGAAGUGCAAACCAGCGGAACGCAGAAGCCGUGUGCGAUUAUGAGAAACAGCUCCGAACACUGAAGGAUGAGAUAGCUGUUCUGUCUGCUGAAAAAUCUGUACUCCAAGGAAGGUCCGCCAGGAGCCGAUCUCCUAGUCCUGCCCCUUGCAGCCGCAGCCACAGCCACAGCCGCAGCCACAGCCGCAGCCACAGCCGCAGCCACAGUCACAGCCGAAGCAGAUCCGCCAGCCCCUCCUCUGCCAAGGCUAGGACCCCGUCUCCGAAUCGCGCCAAACUGUCCAGCGUGGCGCGCAAAGCCGCCCUGCUGUCCCGGUUCAGCGAUGCUUAUUCCCAGGGCCGCCUGGAUGCGCAGUGCCUGCUGCGGCGCUGCAUCGACAAAGCCGAGGCGGUGCAGCGGAUCAUCUACAUCGCGACUGUGGAGGCGUUCCAUGUGGCCAAAAUGGCAUUCAGACACUUCAAGAUCCGUGUGAGGAAAUCACUGACACCAUCUUGUGCAGGGUCAAAUGACUUUGAGGAUGCUGUCUCGGAUUAUAUCAUCUGUCAUCUUGAUCUAUAUGAUUCCCAAAGCAGUGUUAAUGAUGUGAUCCGAGCCAUGAACGUCAAUCCCAAGAUUUCAUUCCCUCCUGAAGUUGACUUUUGCCUCCUCAGUAACUUCAUCCAGGAGAUAUGUUGCAUUGCCUUUGCAAUGCAGACUUUAGAACCACCCCUAGAUAUUGCAUUUGGGGCCGAUGGAGAAAUUUUUAAUGAUUGCAAGUACCGUCGAAGCUAUGACUCUGACUUCACGGCUCCCUUGGUCUUCUAUCAUGUGUGGCCUGCUCUCAUGGAGAAUGACUGUGUCAUCAUGAAAGGAGAAGCUGUCACCAGGAGAGGGGCUUUUUGGAAUUCAGUGCGAUCUGUAAGUCGAUGUCGAAGCAGGAGUUUAAGCCCCAUCUGCCCUCGUACCCAUAUUGGUUUAGGCAUGAUAUCUCGAAGCCGGAGUCCUUCUCCAAUAAGAUGUGGAUUGCCAAGACUGUUUCAGACCAACACGGACAAUCGGAUGGAAGCGCCACCUGAUGUGUGGCUUUCUGUACUGGUGGACCUGAAAGGCAUUUCUAAUCAAGGGUACUGUGAAUAA